Messenger RNA from Somion occarium, 638 nucleotides. Lineage: Eukaryota; Fungi; Basidiomycota; Agaricomycetes; Polyporales; Cerrenaceae. The record is from the annotation of a GenBank genome assembly.
AUCGAGAGAGGUGCACUCAUCCACCAUGUCUCUCCUUCGUUGCACCCAAAUUAUGCCUCGGCGAGGUCUGUCGAGGUCUCUUGUCGCCACCGCUCGUGCUUUAUCUACGGAGACUAAGACUCCAUCGACCGCCGAGAAAUCGAGCGGCGAAGUUGUUCCUCAACCUACGAGGGACAUAGUAACUGCAGAUGUCGUUAGCGGUGCUCCUGCUGAGCUGCGCCAUCGCUCUGUGAGGAUAUUCCAGCCCGCUCGCAGUACGACCCAAAGCGGAACUGGAAAGUCCAACCGGUGGAGAAUUGAUUGGGAGAUCUUGGAAGGCGGUGGCAGAUGGGAGAACCCUCUCAUGGGAUGGGCGAGUUCUGCGGAUUACAUGCAGGGUACCCGUAUGUCAUUCCGAAGCAAGGAGGAUGCGAUCCAUUUCGCAGAGAAACAAGGUUGGGAUUAUUUCAUUGAGGCACCGGAAGUUAAGAGGGUCCCACCAAAGAACUACGCAGAGAACUACGUGUACAAGCCCAACAAGCUUCGUAUUCACAGGACCAAGUAGUCUGUCGGUAGAUGUGCUAAUUUACUGUUGCGUGAAAGUGAAGGACUUCCCGCAAUUAGACGCCCUGCGCGUCCAAUGAGAUUGAAUUAUUUCU